Messenger RNA from Stylonychia lemnae, 1278 nucleotides. The record is from the annotation of a GenBank genome assembly. NCBI's taxonomy places the organism in Eukaryota, Ciliophora, Spirotrichea, Sporadotrichida, Oxytrichidae.
AUGAUUUGUGAUACUGGGAUCGGCUUGACUGGUAUUGAUUUAGCUACUCCAAUGGGCAAAGGAGGGGAGCUACAUAAAAGAAUCAAUUAAUUAACAAAUGGCAGUGAACCUCUUUUCAAUCAGUUCACAUAGUUAAUGGGAUUAAAGGAAAUAGUAGGUAAAGUAUUUAUAGGUCAAAAAGAUAACAAAGAGAUAAGGAAAAAUGCAACUUCUGAGAGUGCCUUGAGGAAGAGAGCAGAUAAGAAGGGCAGAUCUAUGUGCUUUUAAGCAGUUAGCAGAGACCAUACAAUGGUUAAAAUAAUGGAAAAUUAUAAGCACUAAGUCGAUUGCAAAUAUAAUCCUAAUUUUAAUCAACUUGAGAAAAGACCUGAGGAUAGUCAAAGAACCUUAGAAACAUCACCUACUCUUCGCUAGAGUAAACCAUUGAAGGCUAUAUCGUAAAAUGCUAGCAGAAACUUAGCUCAGAUUAAACCCAACAUGAAAAUUGAGAAUAGUGUAUCUUCUAUAUUCAACGAUAUAGCAUUUAUGACAGAAAUUCCAUAAGUUUAAAAAAACAGAGUUGUCAUGAUUGAUAAAUAACUAAGUCGAGAAACUAUUUCUUUCUUGAAUAGUAGUGCAGUUCCAAAUGAAAACAGAUUCAUAAAUAUCAAUAAGUCACCAGAAAUUUUAUCUAGUGUUAGAAGAGUUGGUAAUGUUAGUAUAUCAAAGUACUCAACACGAAAAGAAAUGCCAAUUGAUUAAAAUAAGCCCCAACAUUUUUAUGAUUAUGAUGAGGAUUGUAUAAAGUCUAAACUUAGCAAAGUAGUUCCAAAUUUCAAUAAAUUUUCAAGUAGGAAAGAUUAAGUCAUAAAAUCAGAACAUUCUGGCUUUGUAGACAAUACUCAAAUCUUAAAAGGACUUGAAUAAACAUCUUCUUAUAAAAGAUUAUAUGAAUCAACAGUUUUCGAAAAAUAGUUAGAGAGAGAUUAUGGAUAUCUUAACUCUGGAUUUGCAGCUGACUAUUCACUAGAAACUUUUGAAAAAUUACCAGUUCUUGAAAAAGUGGAUCAUUCUACAUAUCUGCCAAACAGUCUUACAAAAAAGCAAAAUAGAUUAAAUUAAAGUGUAAUUAGUAAUGGGUCAUUAACAGAUUCUAAAACUGUUACAAAUAGGAGAGCCUUAAAUUAUAGUAUGGAGUUAAGAAACUAAAAAAGAGGGUUGCUGAGUAUUUCAAAGCCCAACAGGCUGGAAAAUACAGAGGUUAACUACUAAGAAAUAUUCAAACCAUAUCAAAUGUGA